Cucurbita moschata (crookneck pumpkin) is the source of this 1873-nucleotide messenger RNA. RefSeq lists its product as uncharacterized. NCBI's taxonomy places the organism in Eukaryota, Viridiplantae, Streptophyta, Magnoliopsida, Cucurbitales, Cucurbitaceae. The transcript has 14 exons. The record is from RefSeq and is a predicted model, not a curated record. The coding region runs from base 415 to 1527 and encodes 370 amino acids.
CCGCGACUGCUACCGGACACUCUCUAAACUACAUACAAACAAAUUCCAUUCUGCUCGUUUCCUUCUCCUCCUCCUUCUUCCAUUUCUGAUUCUUUGUGCUGUUUUCAUUCCACCAAACUCCAUAGCUACUCCUCUUCUAUCUCCUUCCCAACUGGGUCUCUUUCCCCUUCUACCUUCCUUUUCGGGGACCCCAGUUAAAUGGGUAUUGGGUUGUUGUUCUUCCUCUUCUUCUUCUAUUCAAGACCUUUCCCCUUUUCCAAACCUCCUCAUAUUCCUUGCUUUCCCUCUGAAUAUUCAUCAAAUUCACUACAAACUUCAGUUUCAAGUACAGAAUUCUGAAAACCAAAUUAGGGAAUCGCCUUUUUUUCCCCCCCUUUGCUUUCAUCUCUGCAUGCUUCACGAUUUUGGAUCAAAAUGAUCAAGGCCUUCGCUUCUAGUUUCGUACCAUCGGAGUCGAAGAAUAGAUUACGCCUCUGUACCUUCUUCAUUGCCAUAUUACUUGGUGCUGGAGCUUAUUUCAUUGCAAGUGAAUUCAUUACAAAGGAAAUGUUUAGAUGGGAGGCAUUUUAUCCUGCCCGAAAUGUAAAGUCCAGCACGUGCAAGAAUCGAUGCAGACCUCCUGGGAGUGAGUCUUUGCCAGAAGGAAUCAUUACUAAAACAUCUAACUUCGAAUUUCAUCCUCUAUGGGGUUCAAGUGUACAAAAUAAAAUGCUGAAGAUGUCUAAGAACUUGUUAGCUAUUGCUGUUGGGAUCAAACAAAGACGUGUAGUGUCAAAAAUUGUCGAAAAGUUCCCUCGAGACGAUUUUGACGUGAUUCUUUUUCAUUACGAUGGUGUUGUGGAUGAAUGGAGGGAUUUUGCAUGGAGUUCUCGAGCACUACAUGUCUCUGCAUUGAAUCAGACAAAAUGGUGGUUCGCCAAGCGUUUCUUGCAUCCAGAUAUUGUUGCUGAAUAUAAUUAUAUCUUUCUUUGGGAUGAGGACCUUGGCGUCGAGAAUUUUAACCCGAAACGAUAUGUAUCAAUCCUCAAGGAGGAGGGGCUUGAGAUAUCACAACCAGCUCUCGAUCCUGUUAAGUCCAAGGUGCACCAGCUGCUUACUGCACGCAAAACCGGAUCGAAAGUACACAGAAGGUUUUAUAAUUUCAAGGGCAGUGGACGGUGCAACGCUAAUAGCACGGCUCCUCCAUGCACAGGAUGGGUAGAAAUGAUGGCUCCUGUGUUCUCCAGGGCAGCAUGGCGAUGCACAUGGUAUAUGAUUCAGAAUGACUUGAUCCAUGCAUGGGGCUUAGAUCGACAGCUUGGCUAUUGUGCACAAGGUGACCGAACACAAAAAGUUGGCGUUGUCGAUGCCGAAUACAUCGUUCAUCUAGGUCUGCCCACGCUCGGUGCUUCCCAUGACAAUGUGGAACCCAAAAUGGAUAAUCGAGUUAAAGUGAGGAUGCAAUCUUCCUUAGAAAUGCAGAUCUUCAAGGAACGAUGGACGGACGCUGCAAAGAAGGACAAGUGUUGGAUCGACCGAUAUCGGUAGUUACCGAAAUCGUUUAAUGUUCAUCUUAAUGAAUAAAACUGGAAGUGAAGGUGUUCCAGUCUUUCAGUAACAGAGCUCAAACACAGGCUGAGCAUGCAGCUGCUUAGAUAAGAUUCUAGUUGUCUCACAACUUAUACCCAACAAAUUCAAAUUAACCAAGAACGAGGCUUUUCAUUGGAUCAACUCACUUUCUUUUACUGUAUACAAAAUCAUAUCUUACAUAACUUUUUUUUUUGGUUGGUUGUAAAUGCAUUAUAGUCUUUCGAGAAAAUUAAGGUUCGGAAAUUUGGUGUUUGUAAAAGUUUCCAUGUAUUUUGAAUAAAUGUAAACUUUCUUUUACUUGGGA